Molecule: messenger RNA, 6358 nt
Organism: Apus apus (common swift)
Lineage: Eukaryota; Metazoa; Chordata; Aves; Apodiformes; Apodidae
Gene: CAPN7
Product: calpain 7
Exons: 21
Coding region: 99-2540 (813 amino acids)
Biological process (GO): proteolysis
Molecular function (GO): calcium-dependent cysteine-type endopeptidase activity
Source: RefSeq, a predicted model, not a curated record
GGGAAGGCGGCCCGGGAGGACACGGCCCGGCGGGAGGAGCGGCCCGGCGGGCUCGGCCGGGAGCUGCAGCCGCUGGCGGCCCGCGGAAGGAAGAGGCCAUGGAUGCUACGGCGCUGGAGCUGGACGCAGUGAAGUUCGCGCAGCUGGCAGUGCAGCGGGACCAGAGCGGGCGCUACCGGGAAGCCGUCUUCUACUACAAGGAAGCUGCACAAGCCUUAAUUUAUGCAGGGAUGGCAGGAUCCACCUUGGAAAACAUUCAAGAAAAAAUAAACGAGUACUUGGAGAGAGUUCAAGCUCUCCAUUCAGCAGUUCAGUCACAGAACACAGAUCCUCUGAAGUCAAAGCAACAGUUGGACUUGGAGCGUGCUCACUUCCUAGUUACACAGGCUUUUGAUGAAGAUGAUAAAGGCAAUGUAGAAGAAGCUGUAGAGUUGUACACGGAAGCGGUGGAACUCUGUUUGAAAACAGCUACUGAAACUUCAGAAGCAGGCCUCCAGUCAAAACUGAAACAGCUGGCUCGACAAGCCCUGGAUAGAGCAGAGGCACUGAAGGAAUCUGUGUCUAAGUCAUCUCAGAAGGAGAAGUCAACUGCAGCCAAACCAAAUCAGCCAGUGAGAACAUUCUUUCCAUUGGGACCUGACUUCUCUUUAAACGAUAAGCCACAGACAAUCAGAGCAGUACAAGCCAGUGAAUCUCAAGGUCAGAGAUACACGGCGGAGGAGAUUGAAGUACUCAGGAAGACUUCAAAAAUCAAUGGCAUAGAGUAUGUACCUUUCAUGAGUGUUGAUCUGAGAGAGCGUUUUGCCUUCCCCAUGCCAUUUUCUGAUAAAUGUGGAAAGUUACCAUUAUCCCCCAAACAGAAAGCGAUGUUUGCCAGAUGGGUGCGACCAGAUGACAUAACAAAUAACCCUACGAUGAUUUAUACUGUGUCGAGUUUCAGCAUAAAGCAGACAAUAGUGUCAGAUUGUUCUUUCGUGGCAUCACUGGCUAUCAGUGCAGCAUAUGAAAGAAGAUAUAACAAAAAAUUGAUCACAAGUAUAAUUUACCCUCAGAAUAAAAAGGGAGAACCAGAAUAUAAUCCAUGUGGCAAAUACAUGGUGAAGCUUCAUAUCAAUGGUGUACCUAGAAAGGUAAUCAUAGAUGACCAGUUACCUGUUGAUCAUAGUGGGGAGCUUCUCUGCUCGUAUUCUAACAAUAAGAAUGAAUUAUGGGUAUCACUAAUAGAAAAAGCUUACAUGAAGGUCAUGGGAGGAUAUGAUUUUCCUGGAUCAAAUUCUAAUAUUGAUCUCCAUGCACUGACUGGCUGGAUACCUGAAAGAAUUGCUAUGCACUCUGACAAUCAAGCUUUCAAUAAAGACAGUACUUUCAGAAUGCUUUAUCAGAGAUUUCACAAGGGAGAUGUCCUUAUCACAACUGCAACAGGGGUGAUGUCUGAAGAGGAAGGAGAAAAAUGGGGUUUAGUUCCAACUCAUGCAUAUGCAGUCUUGGAUAUAAGGGAAUAUAAGGGACUUCGAUUUCUUCAGUUGAAAAAUCCCUGGAGCCACUUACGUUGGAAGGGACGAUACAGUGAAAAUGACACAAGAAAUUGGACCCCAGAAUUGCAAAAGUACUUGAACUUUGAUCCCAGAACAGCUCAGAAAAUAGACAAUGGCAUUUUCUGGAUUUCCUGGGAGGACCUGUGCCAGUACUAUGAUGUUAUUUAUUUGAGUUGGAACCCAAGUCUUUUUAAAGAAUCUACGUGUAUUCACAGUACUUGGGAUGCAAAGCAGGGUCCGGUGAAGGAUGCCUACAGCCUGGCCAAUAAUCCUCAGUACAAGCUGGAGGUCCAGUGCCCACAAGGUGGUGCUGCCGUCUGGGUUCUGCUCAGCAGGCACAUAACAGAUAAGGACGACUUUGCACACAAUCGGGAAUUCAUUACAAUGGUUGUAUACAAGACUGAUGGCAAAAAAGUUUACUACCCAGCUGAUCCUCCUCCAUACAUUGAUGGAAUUCGGAUCAACAGCCCUCAUUACCUGACCAAGAUAAAGCUGACCUCUCCAGGGCCCCAUACGUUUACCUUAGUGGUGUCCCAGUAUGAGAAACAAAACACUAUCCAUUAUACCAUCAGGGUGUAUUCCUUGUGCAAGUUCACCUUUUCCAAGAUUCCUACGCCUUACACCAUUUCCAAACGGGUUAAUGGACAGUGGAAAGGUCACAGUGCUGGAGGAUGUGGAAAUUUCAGAGACACCUACAAAAACAACCCCAUCUAUCAAUUCCAGCUGGACAAGAACGGGCCAUUACUAAUUGAACUACGAGGACCAAGGCAAUACAGCGUUGGUUUUGAGCUCAUCACAGUCUCAACAGUAGGAGAACCUGGUUCCCAUGGCUUUCAGAAAAAGAGCAGUGGUGACUACAGGUGUGGAUUUUGCUACUUGGAAGUGGAGAACAUAUUUGCUGGAGUUUACAACAUCAUCCCUACCACAUUCCUGCCUCAACAAGAGGGUCCUUUUUUCUUAGAUUUUAACAGUACUACUACUCUUAAGGUAUCACAGCUGCAGUGAGGAGACAGACCUGUGCACUCCCACCUAAAGAGGUGGUUUUGAUCUAUCCUACAGUCUGAGAACAGGUACCUCUUCCUACACAGAUGUGUAGAAGAAAAUGACAUUUAAAGUUACAGCCAAAAGCAUGGAAUCACUGAUGGGCCAGUUAAUUGUAGCAGACAGUUAGCUAUGGGUUUUGCUGCUGUGGCACUGGCAUGAGCACUGUUCCACGGGCUGGGGAAGGGGCUAAAAUGCUUAUAUUCAAACAAACUGGCAGAACUCAAAUUUACUGCAAUUUUUCCACACUUCAAAUCAAAGUCUUAGUUAGUUAAGAGAAAAACUAACUUGGAAAUUCUCUUCUUCCAAAAUACGAGGUAUAUGGGUUUAAGAUUUUUAUUCUUAAAAGUAAAUAUGUAAGAAAAAAUACUCCUGUGUAUUCUGCUUAUUCAGUCUCAGGACCAAAUAGCUUUUACUACAUAUUUGUGCUGCUAUCUUGAAUGUUUUCAGCACUGAACUAGUUCUCAAGUCUAAAUGUAAACUUAAGAUUGGUGGACAGGUACUAUUCCAGACUGAUGUGCUCAGCUUGUCUAGAAUGUAUAUAUAGGAGUGAAGGAGAAGGAAGAUUCCCCUUUUACCUAUUCCUAACAGCAAAGCAAUGCUUCGCUCAUGUUACCUGUACUUUGAGAGCUGUUAUUUCAUAUUGGUAUUUCUUUAUACAUAAUAUUUCAGCACAAGGUUCUCCAUGGCUUUCUUCCUACUAGCUGUAAGACCUAGCUUGAUCCAGAUCAGCAGUAAAAUCAGGAGGGUUUGCCAGCAAUAGUGUGCAGACAGCACAGCACACCCUUCAUUUAGCAGGUGUGAAGGGCUUUCAUCUCAAACUGCCCUGUAAGAUUCCCUGCCUCUACUGAAGUAUUCUCAUUUGCUGGUGUGAGGAGGUUGGGAACUGCCCACCAUCAUCAUCCCAGCAAAGAAAUGUCUUCUCCACAUUUUUAUAAGGAGUCAGCUUGUAGGGGAAGGAUCAUUUAAACCUAUCCCCCUAGUAAACCACAGCUGCAAGAAAUGCACUUGCAUCUCUUCAAAGGUACCUUUUUCUUGUAAGUUGAAACCAGUGAAUUAAUUCAGCACUAGGCCAAUGUCAUCAAGAGGAGUAGGGUCAGAGUUUGUAAGAGUCCAUGUGGGAUUAGUGCAGGACAAGGUUAUUUUAGAAGCCUACUAUCUGUGCUCUUCCUCUAGAAGAUCUGUAUAUACUUGUAUUUGAAGAGGAUUAAGGAUAACCAGAUUUUUAAUUUAAAUACUGUCUCACUGAUCCUAACAUGCAUUGGCUUUCAUCUUUUGUAAAAAGGCAGACUUAAAAUUCCACUAUCUUUGACAGCUGGGGGAGAGGGUGUUUCUGAAACAGCUAUAGGAAGGUCUUCACCGUUCAGGUUGGUUUGGCAAUUUUCCAAGCAGAAAGUAGCAUUUAAACUUUGUUUUGGAGCACAGGUGCCAUUUGGUCAUUGGGAAACUGAGCACACGUGCUACAGGAAAUACUAUCUGUGGGCUGAAAUUGUUCCUGUACAAGUUUGCCAUUAGCUCUCUCUAGAAAAUCCUAAGAUCUCUUUUGUUUCAUUUCCUUCAUCAGGCAGCUGCUUAACAUAUGUUGGGCUUUAAAAGGGCAUUGAAAACAGGCCUUUCUGACUGCAGCCAUCUCAAAGACCAUCUGGGAUAGGAAAUCUGUGACAAGUUGGUCACAGUGUGACUUACCUUCUUUUGCAGGGAAGUUUCUGAUGAUUAUUGCAACAAAUCAACACAGGGAACAGCAUGGGCACAAGCUGAGCAAAAAAAAGAGAUUAGGUUCUUUGUGGUUACCCUUGGCUUUUGCGAAUACACACCAAGGUCUGCUUCAUCCCUACAAAAUUAUUCUUCAACUUACAUUUUCCCUAUGAAGUUGUAUUUUCAGCUCAGGCUAAACCAGAGUCCUGCAUAUAUUUUUAUCCCCUAUGAAGUGAGAGGUAGUUAGGAAGUCUCAACUGAGUGUAUUGUUGUUCUGUGUAUGGUUGCUACUCUUGCAGGAAGGGGCUUUUCUCCCUCCCCCGCCCCCUGCCCCCAAUCCGUGAGCACAAGUUAGUGCCAAAUCUUAUGCUGGAGGAAACAAGCACAAGGCUCAGCUUCCUCACUGUGCUCAACUAAAAGCAAGGAAUGUAUUCACCUGGUUAAUGCCAAAUAAAGACAUUAAGGACAAAAGGAUCCUGUCCCCUCCGGGAUACACCAACAUCUCUUACACAUGCAAUACAGUCAGGGGAUUAGGCUCAUCCCUGUAACUGCACAGGUGUUUAGCUUAGUAUCUGUGUCUUUUGUAAGGCAACUCCUAUUCAAACAUUGCACCUACAUAGGCUACUACAUCUCCAUCACCCUACAUUUCCUUUCACAUAUAGAACACUCAGGUGAAGUAUUAAAAAGGAAAGAUAAGGUAUACUUUAAAAUAAGUGCAGAUUCUGGCCCUGGCAAAUAAUUUUAAAAUUUUCUUGCCCUUUCUUCUUAAAAAAGAAAUUUAUUCAUAUAAGCACUUAAGAUUUGCUUUGGUAUUCUUCUCUCAAAUGCAUACUCUUGUAUUUUUUCCAUGACUCUGGAAAAAUUACUGGAGCAUUAACUGAUCCUUAGAUUAUAACACAGCCUCAGCCCAAUAUAUUGAUCAGGCUUUUUUUCCCCUGCACCAUUCAGCAUUUUUGAUCCACAUGCUAGAAUAUUAGAGGCUGAUGUAAGCGUGGAAGUGUUACACAGCCAGACUGAGUGUUACCUUACUUCCAGUUACAGUCAUACACUUCUCAACCCUUAGGUCUUCCCUCCCUGUAAACAUGCAAUUCAAGUUUGAAACAUUACAAUUCAAAGCCUCAAUAAAAUAUCCCACCAAGCAUCCUGCCCUCCUCAGUUGCUUGUCAACAAACCACACAGCUCUAAACAGCUACAAAACAAGGGGCAGAGCUGACAAAAUGAGAGCCAGUUGCUGCAAGGGGCUUUAAGAGGAUCUGCACUUUACUUGAUUCACCAAGAAAAGACUACUACAAAGAAAUUAUGUUUAACUCUAUCAGUGGUGCAGAGGGGUAACUGGAGAUAGCCUCUUUGGAAGUCUUGACAUUCUCCUUAUUCACUGCAAAGCCUUUUCUGUGUAUCUUUUUUUUAUUACAUUCUACUUUAAAGCUCUGUACAAGACUCCAUAAUGCUGCUGUUCAUACCAGAGGGUGAGACACCCCGUCAGACACACACAUCCUCCAUUUUGUUGUUAGGAAGACUGCAGGCUACUCCUUGGGUAAUCCAUCAGUUCUCAGACUCAGUGAGUACAUGGAUGACUUUUAUCAACAGCUUCAAUCCCAUCUGCCCCAGGAGUGUGAGAUUCACUCUAAGCUUCCUGAUGUAAGUUUCAUCUAACUAUUCUGUACAGUAAUUAUGCACCUGACCACACAAUCCAUCUGGGGUUUGAACUGCCAGCUAUUCAGAAUUAAGUUUGUGUACAUGUAGUAGAGGUUUUCAUUGGUUUGUUGUUUUUUUUUUUGGUAAAGGACAGUUACAUUGUUUGAUAAUACCAAAGAGAAGUAGAAUUACUAGGUUAACACUUGCUUUAUACAUCCUCACUUCAGGGGACCUGAAGUGAUCACAUACACUUUGAUACACCAGAAGCUUAUUUUUAUACCCAUGAAGGCAGCUACCAUCAUGUUACACUUCAGAAUGCAGAAGGAGCUCCAACUGGAGAAAGCUUGUUCAUUUGCCUGUACUCCAUAGUCAUGUAUGUUCAUUAAAGGUUGUCAUAUUUAUAAUUAUGGCUUUUAUGAAGUUUAAAAUAAAAUUAGUUUUCCAUUAAUUUA